UGCCAAGAAUGGCCCAAGUCGAGCUCCGAACGGUCAAGCCGAUCCGCGUCGCGAUGCUGCGCGCCAGCCUCGCGUCCUUUCAUGACCAAAAAGGCGUCUGGGGCGAGCUCUUGACGUUCAUUUUUGGCCAAGGCCUCGCGCCGCGCGGCCCCACGAUCGCAAAGUACUUCUCGAUGGAGCCCAUUGACCUGGCCGUUUGCUCGCCCUUGGAUCCAACUGACCAAGUCAAGAGCCACGACCGCAUUGUCGUCGAGGACCUCGAGGAAGCGCUCAUGGCCGUCUACACGCACCGCGGCGCCAUGUGCGAAAUCGAAAAGGCGUACGAAGCGCUGUUUCCGUGGCUCGAGGCCUCCGAGUACGAGCAAGCAGGCCCGAGCCGCGAAGUGUACGUCCAGGUGCCGAUGCGCCCCGACGUGGAAAAUGGCGACUGGGACAACAUCAUUGUCGAGGUGCAGGUCCCCGUCAAGCGCAAGGCGACAUAGUAGGCGACAUGACCGAGUUAAAGUCCUUUUCUCCGGAAAACUUGCUUUUUGCGCGGCUACAAAAGCUU
Molecule: messenger RNA, 550 nt
Organism: Saprolegnia parasitica CBS 223.65
Lineage: Eukaryota; Oomycota; Saprolegniomycetes; Saprolegniales; Saprolegniaceae
Exons: 1
Coding region: 9-482 (157 amino acids)
Source: RefSeq, a predicted model, not a curated record